ACCUCUGCCCCCGCCUCAACCCCACCUCAACCCCACCUCUUUCCCCUACUCUGCCGCUCCCCUCGCGUCUCCCCGAUAAUGUCACCGCCCUCCUGGUGCUGCCCGGGCAGGUCCCGGUGAGUCAGUGGGCAGGUCUCCCGCAGAAAAGCGAGCGGCCGAGGCGGCGCUGCGGGCAGAAGCUGGGUCAGCGUCGAGCGGAGCGCGGUACGGUCCUGCAGCAAGUUUGGGCACAGCAGCGAAUAGAUGGCAGAUUCUGUGGCUGCAGGUGCUGGGCCUGGAGAGGCAGUGCAGAUGGAGUCUGGUGGUGAGACAGUUGUCGUUGAAGAGAGUGAUCCUCGGGGGAGCACGGAGGAGACCCUGGUGUUCUUUGAUCUGGAAACCACAGGACUAGAAAAUAAUUGUGACAUGGUACAGCUGUCGGCAGUAAGCGGUGAGAAGAUCUUUGACAAGUACAUACUGCCCGUCAAGUCCAUCUCAGAAGGUGCAUCGGCUAUUAAUGGGUUUCAGGUCAUGGAUGGGGUGCUGUACCGGUUUGGGGAACCUCAAUCCACCAGCAGCCUCCAGGAAACCAUGGAAGCUUUCCUGCAGUUCCUGAAGGCUCUGGGCACCCCUUUGCUAAUAGGUCACAACAUCUGGAAGUUUGAUGCCCCUAUCCUAUUACGAGUCUUGGAAGAGCUGUCCAUGAAAGAUCAGUUUGCCAGUUGUAUAACCGGGUUCCUGGACACCCUCUGGCUCGCCAAGAGUGCUGUCCCCAGGUCAGAGGUUAAAAGCUAUAUGCAAACUGAAUUGGUGCAAGUAUUUCUCAAGAAAGGUUAUAAAGCUCACAAUGCUGUAGAAGAUGCAAAGAGUUUGCAGGAGCUGUAUUCUGUCCUUAAAUUUACUCCAGAACAGAAGAAAAGUAGUCAGUUUUCAAUCACUCAGCUUGAGUGCCAAGUGUCUCUGCAGCCCUUGCUCAAAGAAAAACUAAUUUUCUUUCAAUUAGCUGAUAAACUUGCAAUGCAGGGAGUUAGUCUCGAGAAGUUGCAGUCAGCGCACCAACAGGGUGGGAGUGAAGGACUGAAGAGUUUCCUCGAGUCUCUGGGACACACGGAGCGUAACUACAUUAGACUCUCAAAGUUUUUCAGUAAGUGAAGGGUGACGUAUCGCUGGUGGAACUCAACAACCAGAACCGAUGUUCCACUCGACAAGCACUGUUCUUUUCCCUGAAGCUACAACAUUUUCUACCGCUGUUUUUACCCCAUCGCUCUAGAUCUCUGCAUUGUUCAAACAAUUAAUAGUGCGUUUUUAUAAAUCUAAUGCAAAUUUAUCUUAUGAAGUCUUAAAUAAAUAUUUUUUAAUUU
Mobula hypostoma (lesser devil ray) is the source of this 1340-nucleotide messenger RNA. RefSeq names its product protein PML-like. Gene Ontology annotation, biological process: DNA catabolic process. The record is from RefSeq and is a predicted model, not a curated record. Lineage: Eukaryota; Metazoa; Chordata; Chondrichthyes; Myliobatiformes; Myliobatidae. Bases 244 to 1131 code for a protein of 295 amino acids. The transcript has 4 exons. Gene Ontology annotation, molecular function: nucleic acid binding; 3'-5'-DNA exonuclease activity. Gene Ontology annotation, cellular component: cytoplasm.